AUGAAUGGAACUGGAAAAGGACAGGCCACCACAGGGGCAUUUCAGUAUGUAGUGAGAAUAGACCUGACAGGGGUUGGGUUAACUGGUUCUUUGCCCACCACGUUAGGAUCACUGUACCAACCUACUGCUAUUGUGCUCAGCCGCAACAGCUUCUCAGGCUCGUCCAUUCCGAGCCAACUCGUCCAGUUAACGAGCCUACAGGCGCUUCUGCUCACCGACUGCCAGCUGGUUGGGUCCAUACCUGACAGCCUGGGCAGCAUGACGAGCCUGACGUACCUCAGCCUCGGGCAGAACCUGCUGGAAGGUCCGGUACCUCCGUUCCUCUUCACAUCUCUACAAUCCCUGGCAUUUCUCAGCCUGAAUAACAAUAACCUAGGCGGGGAGAUUCCCCCAGAGAUCGCCUCAGCGCCUCAGCUGCUGAAUCUGUCACUUCAUGUGAACAACCUGACUGGAAGCAUACCAAGCACGUUGGGCAGCGGAGGUGGAGGGUUGCAGCUGAGACAAUUGCAGCUGCACCAGAAUCGGCUCACAGGGACGAUUCCCAGGUCUGUUGGGAACCUGCUGGCGCUUGAAACGUUCACAGUGUACAGAAACGCGCUGUUGGGACCUCUUCCGAUUUUCAUGGGGGACCAAGCCUUGGUCGUAGGCCUGGUGCUGCCGAACCUGGACCUGGAAGGCUCCGUGGCGUCAUCAUUGGCGAACCUGACGUCACUAGCAGCCAUAGUUUUGAAAAAUAACAACCUAAGCGGCUCCAUUCCGGAUUCCCUAACGUCCUUAACCAAGCUCACCCUGCUAGACGUCAGCAACAACCGCCUGUCCGGCCCCUUGCCUGCAUUCUCCUCCCAAGUCGAGCUGGUUACCACCGGUAACAGUUUUGGACCAGCGCCAACACCAGCUCCUUCCUCCGCUCCUUCCCCACCAUCCGCCCCCUCCCCUGCCCCUCCUUCCUCCUCCCCGCCUUCUUCCCCCUCCCCUGGCCCACCCUUCCCCCCAGCACCACCAUCCUCCCCCUCCCCUGCCCCAUCCUCCUCCCCUGCUCCCCCGUCCACCUCCCCCCCAUCCUCCCCCGCGCCCCCAUCUUCCCCUUCCCCUGGAGUCCCUUCCCCCCCUUCCGCCCCCUCCCCAUCCGCAUCAGAGGCGCCUGGGGGGGCAGGUGGAGGGACGGGAGCAGGGGCAGGGUUGGUGGCGGGGGUGGUGGUGGCGGCAGCAGUGGUGGCGCUGGUGGCGGGGCUGGCUGUGGGAUGGUGGUGCUGCGUCCGGCCAGGCAAGGGCAAGAAGCCUCCCCAAACGCACCCCGACCUUGCCGCCUCCUCUGCAAACGCUUUGACAGCAGCUAGACUCGCAGCAGCAGGAGCAGGAGAAGUAGAAGCAGGAGGAGAAGGAGCAGCAGCAGGAGCAGGAGGAGCAGGGCAGGGGGCAGGAGCAGUGAUAGCGAGUGCUCGGUUGGCACUGGGGGGCGGGCUGACGAUGAGCAUAGAGGUGAUUCGUGAGGCAACGGCAAGGUUCUCCCCCAGCCACGUGGUGGGGAGGGGCGGGUUCGGCACGGUGUACCGUGGGGACAUGCCCGAUGGGAGCACAGUGGCCGUGAAGAGAAUGGAGGCUGGAGCGGUCACUGAAGCAGGCACACGCGAGUUUCUGGCGGAGGUGGCAGUGCUGUGCAAGGUGCGCCAUCGCAACCUGGUGGCACUGCUGGGCCAUGUCAUGGACCACCACGAGCGCCUGCUCGUGUUUGAAUUCAUGGAACUGGGGCCGCUGAGUCAGCACCUCUUUGACCCCACCCGCCACGGCCACCGCCCACUGACGUGGACGGAGCGGCUUGUAGUAGCCGUGGACGUGGCGAGGGGCGUGGAAUAUCUGCACAGCCUGGCAGGUGGCAGAGACUCCAUCGUGCACCGCGACUUAAAGCCCGCCAACGUGCUUCUGGAUGGGAGGCGGCGUGCCAAGGUGGCUGAUUUUGGCCUGGCGAAGCUGCUGCUGCGACCGAUGCUGCCGCCCGGGGGAGGAUCGGGGAGGGAGGGGGGGUGUGGCGUUGGGAUGGAUUCUGAAAUUGCUCCGUCGGUUGAGACGAGACUGGCUGGCACGUUUGGGUAUCUGGCGCCUGAAUAUGCAGCCAUGGGUCGUGUGACAACACGCUCGGACGUAUACAGCUUUGGCGUUAUCCUCAUGGAACUGUUCACUGGGCGGCGAGCCGUGGACACAUCCCGGCCUGAUCUCUCAGCGCAUCUGGCCGCGUUCCUGCUGCCCAUCAUUCCGGACCGCUCCAAGCUUGUCCAGGUGGUGGACCCUGCCAUAGCAGCAGGCAUGGCGGAUCAGACCAGUCAGGCGUUUGCCUCGCUGUGCACGGUGGCAGAUCUGGCGCUGCACUGUGUGGCUGCAGACCCGCGCCAGCGACCCUCGAUGACAGACGUGGUCACUGUGCUCGCUCCACUCGUCAGAACCUGGGCCCCUUCGGAGGCCGUUCAUACACAGCAGCAGGGGGAGAGUGAAACAAUGGGGAUGACCCUGGAUGUUGCAGUGCAGUACUGGAAGAGCCUUGAUGAACAGGGAUCAUCAGGCAGCUAUGGUUACACAUACGGAAGGAGCCAGGAUCACAAGCACAGUCAGGCCCUUGCAGACAGUAGCAGCUCAGGGUUUCAUGGACGGGUUGGCAUAUACGGCAGCAGCAGUGAUGAAGCAUGUGGCAUACAGAGUGACUUCUCGCCAGUCUUCCAGUCGAAUGAGCGGAGUGCUUCGAGGUAUCAUGACAAUCAUGAGUCAGGUGUUGAUGUGGAAUCGCCCGUGGCAUCUGUUACUUGUGGCGGUUUAUUCUCUUCUGGAGGCCGCGAGCAGCAACAAGUGGUGAAACAAGAGGAGCAUUUGCUGUUGCUGUCAUCACGGGAUGGAGGGGAAGUGAAUGGACAGCUUGCCUCAAGAACAGCUGAAGUGGAAGCCACUCAGGGCAAAGUCACUGAGCUUCCCAUCAGGUCAGGGAGUACCGGUAACAGUCUUCCGACAUUUGCUGAUCCAUCAAGAAGUCUGGUUGGCAGGUAG
This is a messenger RNA of Closterium sp. Yama58-4, 3030 nucleotides long. Lineage: Eukaryota; Viridiplantae; Streptophyta; Zygnematophyceae; Desmidiales; Closteriaceae. The record is from the annotation of a GenBank genome assembly.